Mesocricetus auratus (golden hamster) is the source of this 2975-nucleotide messenger RNA. It is a transcript of the gene Cables1, whose product is annotated as Cdk5 and Abl enzyme substrate 1. The coding region runs from base 137 to 1927 and encodes 596 amino acids. Gene Ontology annotation, cellular component: cytosol. NCBI's taxonomy places the organism in Eukaryota, Metazoa, Chordata, Mammalia, Rodentia, Cricetidae. Gene Ontology annotation, biological process: nervous system development; regulation of cell cycle. The record is from RefSeq and is a predicted model, not a curated record. The transcript is spliced from 10 exons.
GGCCGCCGCCUCGCACACCGCCCGCGCCCCGCGCCCUGCCCAGCCCCGGUCGCCGAGGCUCGCGGCCGCCGCUUAGCGCUAGGCGCCCUCCACUCGCUUCUCCGGCACCGCGGAACUGACGCCGCAGACGGACACAAUGGCGGCGGCGACCGCCACCGCGGGCACGGCCGCCUGCAGCAGCAGCAACAGCAGCAGCAGCAGCAGCAGCCGCCGUGGCGGCACGGACCCGGCGGCCACUAGCGGGGUGCAGCCGCCACCUCCGGCCACCGCUCACAACGAGCCUCUCCGCAAGCCGCGCGUGGAUCCGCGGCGCCGCCAGGCUGCCCUGUCCUUCCUCACCAACAUUUCGCUGGACGGCCGGCCGCCACUGCAGGACGACGAGUGGGGCGGCGGCGAGGAGGGCGGCGCGACCAAACCGGGAGCGAGGGCUCGGCUCAGCCUGCUGGCCACCAACUGCAACGCGUUCUCUGCAGCCGGCACCGCGGCCGCGCCGUGGACCGCCGGUUCCGGCUCCAGUCCUUGCUCGCUGCCACCGUCCCUGGUCCCCCGGGCGUCGGGGGAGUCGCUGCCUCCCCGUUCAGCCCCAGCCGUCACCAGUGCUCAACUGCAGCUGCCCGACGGACCGGGGGAUUCCGGACAGGAGGACCUGGAGGAGGACGAUGCCUUCACUAACGUGCAGGUGCCACUGGCCAGCUUCUUGGGCUCCGGGACCCCCGGGAGUGCGAGCGGCAGUCGGGGCCGCCUCAACUCGUUCACUCAGGGAAUCCUGCCCAUCGCCUUCUCUAGGCAGAACUCGCAGAACUACUGCGCCUUGGAGCAGCCAGGCCAGGGCGGCAGCACUAGCGCCUUGGAGCAGCUGCAGAGGUCCCGACGUCGCCUCAUCUCCCAGAGAUCGUCUUUGGAGACCCUGGAAGAUAUUGAAGAGAAUGCCCCUCUCCGGAGAUGUCGAACACUCUCAGGUUCUCCCAGACCAAAGAAUUUUAAGAAGAUUCAUUUUAUCAAGAACAUGCGGCAGCAUGAUACCAGGAAUGGCAGAAUAGUCCUUAUCAGUGGCAGAAGAUCCUUCUGUAGUAUAUUUUCCGUGCUGCCGUAUCGAGACAGUACCCAGGUCGGGGACCUGAAAUUGGAUGGAGGGAAACAGUCAGCAGGGGCCAUGAGCCUGAAGGAGAUCAUUGGCCUUGACGGUGUGGAGCUGGGUGCUGACGGGAAGACAGUGUCCUAUACCCAGUUUCUAUUACCCACAAAUGCCUUCGGAACCCGGAGAAAUACCAUAGACUCCACCUCCUCCUUCUCCCAGUUCCGGAACCUGAGCCACCGCAGCCUCUCCAUGGGCCGGGCCAGCAGCACCACGGGGAGCCUUGAUGCAGGAAGUGACCUGGGAGACUUUGUGGACUACGACCCAAAUCUCCUGGAUGACCCCCAGUGGCCUUGUGGCAAGCACAAGCGGGUCCUGACUUUCCCUUCAUACAUGACCACGGUGAUUGACUACGUGAAGCCCUCGGAUCUCAAGAAGGACAUGAACGAAACCUUCAAGGAAAAGUUUCCUCACAUCAAGUUAACACUCAGCAAAAUCAGGAGUCUGAAGAGAGAGAUGCGGAAGCUUGCCCAGGAGGACUGUGGCUUUGAGGAGCCCACGGUGGCCAUGGCCUUUGUCUACUUUGAGAAGCUCGCCCUCAAGGGGAAACUGAACAAGCAGAACCGGAAGCUCUGUGCCGGAGCAUGUGUGCUGUUAGCAGCCAAGGUCGGAAGUGACCUCAAAAAGCAUGAAGUCAAGCAUCUGAUUGACAAACUGGAAGAGAAGUUCCGAUUGAACAGGAGAGAGCUGAUUGCCUUUGAAUUUCCAGUGUUGGUGGCCUUGGAAUUUGCCCUUCAUCUGCCAGAGCAUGAAGUCAUGCCCCACUACAGACGCCUCAUCCAGAGCUCCUAGCACAGGCCCCAGGAGGGCCAAGGACGGCUUCCUCCGAGUGCACGGGGCCUUACUUACUACCAGAGAAUGGACCUGGGCCCGCCAAGCUGAGUCUCCUUGUUGCUUCAUUUUCAUGGAGAAGCUGUACCUGGGACUUGCUAGGAGACAUUGCUCAGGCUCCACGAGAGGCGGCAUGUCCUGGGGAUGAUGGAGGCCCGCUCUCCCUCCCUGCCAGGCACAUGUGAGGUCUGAAGCUUCUCAGGGCCUUUACUGCAGACUGGGUCUGACUGGGAGGGUGAGGCACUGGAACAGGGGGAACUGGAUGUGCAGCAUUGGGGAGAGCUGCUUAAAGUCCCCUCUCCCUGUGUCAAGAGCGUGCCAAUCUAUUUUUAUAUCUGCCAUCGGAAGUGCACUUUCCCUGGGCACAAGGGUGUGGGUGUGCAAGUGUCUGAGGGGCACUGUUACACCUGACCCCCAAAGCCAAUCCCCACCUUCUAUGGAGCUGACUUGUUAUGAUUUCUAGGUAAUGACUCAGAUCCAGAGUGGCAUCUCUGCUCUCUGGAAAUAACACUGUUUCUGAGACUGUACCUGCCACUCACUGGACAGAGGCAACAGUUCUCGGCAGUAGGAUAAGUCACGUGCAGGGUGGCACGCUCUGAACUUUCCGCCGUCACACCACGGGCUUCUAUUUAACCCUCUAGCUCUUGCCUGUGGAGACAUGAGGGCUGCACUCCAUAGCGUGUAUUCCUGUGCUCUAUGUUAGAGUGCAUAAUGAGCGCGUUUAUUGUGCUAAAUACAUAUGUGUGUGUGUGUUUUCUAAACGUCUGUAUUGGGGGUAAGACGCAUGAUUGGUGUCUUGUGGCUUUUGCAGCUGGGACAAACUACAUUUCAAGCUGUGGUUAAGUUGAUUGUUAGUACAAAAUUGUGACCUGUCCUGAAGCAUUAAUGAUAUGCUGUCACCUGGGAGUUAUACAGGUAUAACUUUACUAAAGAAAGCUUGUGGCCAUGGAAAAAGAAUUAAACUAUUUUGUUCUUUUACAUAUACAUAAACGUGUGUGUGAACAUGUAA